CUUGAGGCAGCCCCACCCCCUUUUUGGAGCAGUGCUACAAACCAGCCCCUUUAACUGUGAUAUUAUGGCAGAAACAAGCAGUGAGAAAGCUAAACAGGAGUCUCAGGCUCUAAUCUUCAUGGGGAGAGGCCGUGCUGUGCUGACAAUCACGGACUUUGAUGCUUGGAAGCCAUUUUUCAAGCAGGAUGACCAAGAAUUGACUGUUGAGCUCAUUGAUGCUAUUGAGCAAGCAGCCACCUAUGAGAACUAUAGUGUGGAGGGAAAGAUCAGAAUAGAGUGGCCAGAGGUUAUCCUGGAGUUUAACAUGGACAGAUUUCUGGGAAUUCGAAGACCCAGGGGCUCCAAGGAAAAGCCAGUAAUGAUAUCUGCUUCACAAAACUUUGCCACCAUUAUCCAUCCCUUUGCUGUCGACAAGGAGUGGUUCAAAGGGCUCAGCAGUAAGGAUGUGAAGAAAUUAAAAGGGUAUGAGUGGGUGUUUGAGCAAAAGAAGGAAGACUUCUUCUACAAAGGUCAUGUGAGAAAAGGGAGUGAUUUGUUUGUCACUUUUGAAUUCAGCCCAGACCGUCGCUACCACAAGCACCAAUGACACUAUAGCAGCUGUUGAACAACUCUAACCUUGUAGUUACUGCAUGUGAUCUGCUUUUAAAUAUUGUUGUUUCUUUAAUUAAUUUUGUAUUAUCAAUAAUUAUACACAAACAAAACAUAUGUAAAACUA
Molecule: messenger RNA, 715 nt
Organism: Halichondria panicea
Lineage: Eukaryota; Metazoa; Porifera; Demospongiae; Suberitida; Halichondriidae
Exons: 3
Coding region: 65-586 (173 amino acids)
Source: RefSeq, a predicted model, not a curated record